GAGCUGAGCAGUACAGGUCAGCUGACUGUUGUGAUCAACUAGCGGUUGUUGUUAACGUCUCAUCCGAAGAGGAGCCUAGCAGAGAGGGCCCUCACCUGUCCGUCCAGCCGCUCUCCCACCGGACAGUCCUUUCCACCGAUAAGCGGCCGCGUCUUCCCGCCCUCCGCAGGGAUGAGUGUCGGUGUUCCGAGAGGCCUGGCCAGCUCGGGGCAGAAGCUCAUCACGGAGAUCCUCCACCCGCUGUCCGCCGCCGAGGAGCCGAUGUCUCCGGGGCCAGAUGUCACCGCGGGCGCAGAUCAGGAAAAGCAGGAGCCUGGCCUGACCAACGGUGCGCCCGUGGAGAUCUCCAGUCCCUCCUCUGCAUCGGUGCUGCUCAGCAGGCUGCAGCUGGACGACGAGCUGGAGGCAGACGAUCAGGACCCGUACGGCUCCACAGAAGCCCGCGACCUCUUCGUCACCGUCGACGACCCGAAGAAACACGUCUCCACCAUGGAGACCUACAUCACCUACAGAGUCUCCACUAAGACAACACGGAUAGAGUUCGACCUCCCGGAGUACAGCGUGCGGCGGCGCUACCAGGACUUCGACUGGCUGAGGACAAAACUGGAAGACAGCCAGCCGACCCACCUCAUCCCACCGCUGCCUGAGAAGUUUGUGAUGAAGGGCGUGGUGGACCGCUUCUCGGAGGAGUUUGUGGAGACAAGGAUGAAGGCUCUGGACAAGUUCCUGAAGCGUGUCGCGGACCACCCAGUUCUGUCUUUCAACCCUCAUCUUAAUGCCUUUCUGACUGCCAAGGACCUGAACAAGCGUCAGGGUCUGGCCCUGCUGACCAAAGUGGGAGAAUCUGUAAAGCAUGUCGCCGGAGGCUACAAGCUGCGGGCGCGGCCGGCCGAGUUCUGCGCCAUGGGAGAGUAUCUGGACACCUUCAGCCAGAAACUGGGAACCAUUGAUCGCAUCGCUCAGAGAAUCCUCAAAGAGCAGUCAGAGUACCUAACGGAGCUGCGUGAGUACGGUGCUGUGUAUUCCAGCUGGGCUGGGUCAGAGGAGCAGCUGCAGCGCCCCCUGGAGGGCGUGGCCGGCUGCGUGACCACAAGCUGUGGUGCCUUGGAGGAUCUGAGCGACAACAUGAGCCAGGACUUCCUGCCCGUUCUCAGGGAAUACGUUCUUUACAUCGAAUCUAUGAAGAACGUUUUGAGGAAACGAGACCAAGUUCAAGCGGAGUACGAGGGCCGCCUCGAAGCAGCUGUGUUACGCAAACAAGAAGAUCGAACCCCUAUUCCUGUGGAAGUGGAGAAAUGCCAGGACAAAGUGGAGUGUUUCAACGCUGACCUGAAAGCAGACUGGGAACGCUGGCAGAGAAACAAGAGGCAAGACUUCAAACAGCUCCUCACGGGGAUGGCCGACAAAAACAUCAACUAUUAUGAAAAGUGCCAGGAUGCUUGGGAGUCCCUCAUAACUCUCCUCCAGGAAAAACAGACUGAGGACAAAACGAGUGAGACGAACUGAACCUAAUGUGUUCUUUCACCUCUCGCUCACCCACGCCACGGAAAACCCCCCCAAAACAAAACAAAAAACAGCUGCUGGGGCUGCAGGUUCUAACUGCUGAUGUCUGCCUCCGGUUCUACUGAGAGAAGAUCCCACAGGAAGCAGCUGCCUUCGAUUCGACCUGCGAGGAAAGACGGUGUUGAGCGGUGCGUUUGAGGUCAGCUGGGAGAGUAGAGAACCUCCUGUACAGAUCUUUAUUUUUUUUCUAUGGACAUUUUCUACCUAACACUUCAAUCUUUUUUUUUGUUGCCAAUGCUGCUUGUGUUUAUUUAACUACCUUUGUGGAGAGAUGGGGCCCUCUCCAUUUCACACUGAGCCAAAUGACUAUCGAGGAGCACAAAUGCCACAGUUCAAUAAACCAUUCAUUUGGUAAAUAAAUAUUUAUCUGCUUCCAAUUGAAUAAAAUUGUAGAGGAAUUGAUUGAUUGGUUAUUAUUUGAUUGAAAUUAUUCAGAAGCAUUUUUUAUUUUAGUUUAAUUAAUAAAAUCAGGAGACUGCUCCACAGCUGAGUUUCAUUGCUGUUUAAAUCAUCUCUUGAUCAAAUGCAGCACAAAGCCUGGUAAAAGUGAGUAAAUAUGGAAGUGGUUGCUUCUAAUAUGUGAUGCUGUUUAUUUAAAACUAAACCAAGUCCUUUAUAAUGGAUAUAGAAUUUUUUUUUAUUUACGAAAUAAUUCGACUUAUUGGAUUGUGGCAUUUAUUUUGCUCUUGAUUAAUAAGAAUAACUUGCAAAAAAAGUGGAUUUUUAUUUGGACGUUUUUUGUGUUUGUUUUAUUUUCUCCUACUAGGAAUUAAAAAAAAA
Messenger RNA from Cyprinodon variegatus (sheepshead minnow), 2343 nucleotides. It is a transcript of the gene snx30, whose product is annotated as sorting nexin family member 30. The coding region runs from base 172 to 1506 and encodes 444 amino acids. The transcript has 9 exons. NCBI's taxonomy places the organism in Eukaryota, Metazoa, Chordata, Actinopteri, Cyprinodontiformes, Cyprinodontidae. Gene Ontology annotation, molecular function: phosphatidylinositol binding. The record is from RefSeq and is a predicted model, not a curated record.